UUUCAUUCAUUCACACAUACCCUCGUAAAACCUCGAAGCUUCAAAGAGGGUUUAUGAAGGAGGUUGUUUCCCGAACACUAUAGAAGUUUGCAGAGUGAGCAACUGAGCAUAUACUGCAUACGUAAUGGAGUUCCCUUCUUCUUCUUCUUCAUCCUCCAUCUUCUCCCCGCGCCCAUCAGACGACACCGUUUUCUACGCCAUAUACCCUGACUCACCCACCGCAACCACCACCGUGACGCUCCAGUCCCUCCACCUCAAAAUCCUCGAAACCCUAUCUCCCUUCACCCAAGACUACAUAUGGCAGCACCAGCCCUUCGCUCUCUCCGUUUCAACUCCGCCGAACCCCUCCUGCCCCUGCCCCUCCUCCUCCCACCUCCCCCACCUCCACGGCCACCUCCGCUUCGGCGACAACCUCGACGACGAGUGGUUCGCCGUCUUCCUCCUCUUCCAAAUCUCCCAACGCUUCCCCUCCCUCUCCAUUCGCCUCUGGGACUCCGACGGCGACUUCCUCCUCAUCGAGGCCGCCUUCCACCUCCCCCGCUGGCUCAACCCCGACAGCGCGCACCACCGCCUCUUCCUCCGCGACGGAAGCCUCCACAUCGUGCCGCGUAACCGCCUCCCCAACCCCUCCCUCAUUGACUCUCUCAACUUCAUCGUUAAUUCCCCUCACGAAUCCCUCGCCUCCGACGGAAUCCAGCGCGCCGUCAGAAAACGCAUAAGUAAUUACCCCGAACAAGCUAGGAAGAACAUGCAUAGGGUUAGGGUUAGGGUUCCGGUGUCCGUGGCGCAGGUUCUGAAGCACGAGCCGCGGCUAAUUUCCCUUGCAGUGGAAGGGUUCUACGAUAGAGAUAUAGACACGAUGAAGUUCGCGUCGAGGAUGGAGAGGUUUGUGGAGAGAGGGAAAGCGGAGGAGUUGGUGUGCGUUUCGGUGAAGAUGUCGAGGGCGAUGUACGCACAGCUGGUGCAGCAGAGGUUUCAGGCUCCCAAGUGUUACCCGGGGAUGCCGGCUCGGAGCGAGAAGGAAGGGUUUGCGGAGGCGGAGCUGGGGAUGAAGAUAGCGUGUGGGUUGGAGAUGAUGUAUCAGCAGCGGAAGCGCGACGGGGUGGAAGGGAAAGGGAGCUCUUGGGAGGCGUUUAGGAAGAGUUUGGAGAGUAGUGGGUACUUCCAAGGGAUGCUUCCGGGUUCCUCUGAGUAUCAGAGAUUGAUGCAGAGUGCUCAAGAGUAUUAUAGAAAUACUUCUCUGCACUCUAAGGCCAGUGACUUGCUGAAUGCUCCUGUUAGACGCAUAGAUGAAAUUCUUGCUCUGCCUCAUUUGGUGGAUGAUUUUAAGGAUCAGGAGGUUCCUCCAUCUGAUGAUGAUUCCUGGCUUUAUGGUGGAGAGGAAGAGUUGAACUCUGUUCUUAUGGAAAGACAAAAGGAGAUGGAACUAUAUGACUUAAAACACAAAAAGAAAGGGAAAGCAAAAGAGGGUCAAGAUGCUGGUCCAUCAUCUGCUUCGAAUGCUGACGAGUUUGAUCCUGGUGAUAUAGCAAAAACCAUGCAGGCAUUUGUCCAUAAGCUGUCAAGUUACAAGGGUGCUGAAGCUCCUGAAGACAGGAAUAAGGAAGUAGACCUUGAUGUGGACCAAUUUAUUAAAGACAUGGAAUCAAUAAUGAUGCAUACAGACGGUGAAGUUGCCAACAGCAAUAUUGAAGAAGGAUCGUCGUCUGACCUGGACUUUGAUGAUUCUGAUGAGAGUGAUAUUGCUGAAUUGGAUGAGGAUACUAAGGAUGGAGAGGAAAUUUUCAUGCGGUCCUAUUCUGAUGCUAUGAAUGAAGAACUGAAGACAACCACCCUUCAGAAAAGUUUUGUUCGUGCUAAUGAACAAAUUCCAAAGAAGGAUCAGGGAACGUCAAAUGCAUCAGAACAUAUUAUGGACGAGGAUUUUUCUCCUGUAGAUGUGGAUGUAAAUUUAGUAAAAAGCUUACUCGAUUCCUUUUCUUCCCAGCAAGGGCUUCCUGGUCCAGCUUCCAAUUUGCUUGGCCUCAUGGGGGUGCAGUUACCACAAGAUGGCAAGAAGGGCAAAUGAAGAUACUGAAAUAUUUUUCCAGGUUUUUGAUGUUUUGGGAUUCUCCAAAGGUAUAGUCUCUGGAUGGCAUGUUUCCCAGCAUGUUUGCCGAUAUCCUUUCUCCACAUUGGGUAGACAACCUGCUUAGCAGAGGGCAUAUGGGAAUACUUGCAGUUCCGGUGUGACUGCACCAGGUUUUGGGACUCCAUUUGAAUAGAAGUGUCUUCUUUCCUUACCUCCAGACAAAAGCAAGAGAGCGUUCAUCUGUAGCAUGUUCAUUGGCAGUAAUACAAGGGCAAGAGAAGUCUAGGGAAAAUGCAUAACUAUCUUAUAUAGCAAAUCUGUUUAAAUCAGGAGUGAUUAUCACUAAAUGAUUCCCAACAGUGGUUUAUAUUGAGUUUGGGUCAUCCAUUAUUAACAGUUGAUGAUUGCCCCCUUUUUUUGGGUUAAGCGAUUUCCGUUGAUAAUGUUACAAUUACUGUUUUAGUUAAA
Glycine soja is the source of this 2539-nucleotide messenger RNA. RefSeq names its product protein ecdysoneless homolog. Gene Ontology annotation, cellular component: nucleus. The transcript has 5 exons. The record is from RefSeq and is a predicted model, not a curated record. The coding region runs from base 125 to 2068 and encodes 647 amino acids. Lineage: Eukaryota; Viridiplantae; Streptophyta; Magnoliopsida; Fabales; Fabaceae.